CCCCCAAUAAAAACGGAUACCGUCGGAAAGGGAACUUUAAAUUUUGAGAUUUUUUUUUUUAAGUUUGGAAGUUCCCAUUUCAUGAUCAUUCAAUUUUUUUUUUUUUAACUUGACCCAUUUUUUCCCCUUCUCUCUUCUUGUUCCAUCAAUAUGAUCAUCAUUGAUAAUGUUAAAUAUGCGUGUAUCACAUGUAUCAAGGGUCACCGUUCUUCACAAUGCACACAUAAAGAUAGACAACUCUUACCCAUUCGACCUAAAGGAAGACCUGUCAGUCAGUGCGAACGGUGUCGCGAACAACGACUCAGCAGUAAAGUUCAUCAAAAAUGCGUUUGUUCCAGGAAAAAAACGGCCAUCGAUAAGAAAACCUUGAGAAAGAAGCCAUUCAGUGCGCGCCAAAUGAUGGCAAUUGAAGCCCUACUCUUGUAAAUAUUUCGACUGCGCGAAAAAAACAAAACAAAAAAAAGAAAAAAAAACAUUAGCAUUACAUCCUGUUAUUUAGUUACGUUAUCCCCGAGUCUUUCUCUUGUCUAUUUUAGAUGGCGUAAAAUUUGAUAUUAUACGUUCUUCAUUUUUCAUACCAGCCUAUCCUUGAAUAUCAUUAAAAAUACCGUCAUGCAAAACAAAACUGCCGUGCUGUUGCGACGGACCAAUUCAUCAUCACCGGCACGACAGGCGCCAGGACCAAAGUUACCUAUCCAAAAAAGAGAAAAAUUGCCGCGUUGGCACCCCACCCCCUCACACUAAACGAAUCUCCCGCUUCCGG
Molecule: messenger RNA, 763 nt
Organism: Radiomyces spectabilis
Lineage: Eukaryota; Fungi; Mucoromycota; Mucoromycetes; Mucorales; Radiomycetaceae
Product: copper fist DNA binding domain-containing protein
Exons: 5
Coding region: 151-426 (91 amino acids)
Biological process (GO): intracellular copper ion homeostasis; intracellular iron ion homeostasis; positive regulation of transcription by RNA polymerase II
Cellular component (GO): nucleus
Molecular function (GO): copper ion binding; DNA-binding transcription factor activity, RNA polymerase II-specific; RNA polymerase II cis-regulatory region sequence-specific DNA binding
Source: RefSeq, a predicted model, not a curated record